GGCUCUCGGCUCCCGGCGCCAUGUGAGGGGGCUCGGGGGCCGCGGGGGGCCGGGCGCUCCCCGGGGGAGAUGAGGAAACUGAGGCUCAGAGAGGUCCCAUAGCUUGCCCGAGGCCCCUCAGCCAGUGUGACCCCACAUCCCUGCCCCCUGGGCCACCUGCAGGACGCCGGCCCCUGCCCCUCAGCAGACGCCGGAGAGAGAUGAGUAGCAACAAAGAGCAGCGCUCAGCAGUGUUCGUGGUUCUCUUCGCCCUCAUUACCAUCCUCAUCGUCUACAGCUCCAACAGUGCCCAUGAUGUCUUCCGUUACGGCUCCCCGCGGGGCCGCACCCGCAGGCCGGUCGACCUCAAGAAGUGGAGCAUCACUGACGCGUACGUCCCGAUUCUCGGCAACAAGACACUGCCCUCCCGGUGCCACCAGUGUGUGAUUGUCACCAGCUCUAGCCACCUGCUGGGAACCAAGCUGGGCCCCGAGAUUGAACGAGCCGAGUGCACAAUCCGCAUGAACGACGCGCCCACCACGGGCUACUCAGCCGACGUAGGCAACAAGACCACCUUCCGUGUGAUAGCCCAUUCCAGCGUAUUCCGUGUGCUGCGGAGGCCCCAGGAGUUCGUCAACCGGACCCCUGAAACCGUGUUCAUCUUCUGGGGGCCCCCAAACAAGAUGCAGAAGCCCCAGGGCAGCCUUGUGCGUGUCAUCCAGCGGGCAGGCUUGGUGUUCCCCAACAUGGAGGCCUAUGCCGUCUCUCCCGGCCGCAUGCGCCAGUUUGACGACCUCUUCCGGGGUGAGACGGGCAAGGACAGGGAAAAGUCCCAUUCGUGGUUGAGCACCGGCUGGUUUACCAUGGUGAUUGCAGUAGAGUUGUGUGACCACGUGCACGUCUAUGGCAUGGUCCCCCCCGACUACUGCAGCCAGCGGCCCCGCCGCCAGCGCAUGCCCUACCACUACUAUGAGCCCAAGGGGCCAGACGAGUGCGUCACCUACAUCCAGAAUGAGCACAGCCGCAAGGGCAACCACCACCGCUUCAUCACCGAGAAGAGGGUCUUCUCCUCCUGGGCCCAGCUGUAUGGAAUCACCUUCUCCCACCCCUCCUGGACCUAGGCCACCCUGCCUGUGGACCUCUCACGGGGGCACGCCGGAGGCCACUGUCCUCCCAGCCAUUCAACCAAGGGCCAUCUCCUGGCCAAUCAAGGCUGCCCGGAGUGUCUUCGGGCCAAUCUGGGCCUUGUAUCCUCCAGCCAGUGAGGGCCUG
This is a messenger RNA of Odobenus rosmarus divergens (Pacific walrus), 1251 nucleotides long. It is a transcript of the gene ST6GALNAC6, whose product is annotated as ST6 (alpha-N-acetyl-neuraminyl-2,3-beta-galactosyl-1,3)-N-acetylgalactosaminide alpha-2,6-sialyltransferase 6. The coding region runs from base 201 to 1100 and encodes 299 amino acids. Gene Ontology annotation, molecular function: alpha-N-acetylgalactosaminide alpha-2,6-sialyltransferase activity. Gene Ontology annotation, biological process: oligosaccharide metabolic process; ganglioside biosynthetic process. The record is from RefSeq and is a predicted model, not a curated record. The transcript has 7 exons. Lineage: Eukaryota; Metazoa; Chordata; Mammalia; Carnivora; Odobenidae.